Messenger RNA from Stylophora pistillata, 1056 nucleotides. RefSeq lists its product as uncharacterized. The record is from RefSeq and is a predicted model, not a curated record. Lineage: Eukaryota; Metazoa; Cnidaria; Anthozoa; Scleractinia; Pocilloporidae.
UGUUUUCGUCCGCAUCCGGAUUACUUCAUAAUGCCUGCAUUUUAAUGCCAUUUUAGAUUCGGGAACUGAAGUAUACAGAUCCCUUACACCUGGUGGAAAGUUUUGCGAGGUAAAUGAGGUUUGAAGAGAACCGAUAAUUGCACUAGUUGGGUGGAAUCAGAGGGGAAGAAAAGGAAUUUCGUUUGAAAGAUCCUAGUAUAUAUUGAACCCUCCAUGGAUAGACAUAUACCUGUGUGCAUAUUCGUGUGUCUAUGGCUUGUUGAAAUUUCUGGCGUUUAUGGUGGACACAUAGAGGAGAUAUCCACAAUUCAUGAUAUCGGCUUAAAAGACUUCCCUCGUGCAAAACCACUUCUAUCAGAUUAUUCUUGCUCAGUAAAUCACAUCAAGGCCGGCUGCUUUAAUGACAAGAGAAACCCAUCAUCGAGGGCAAUGGGCGAACUAUUGUUUCAAGAUCGAUACGAAGGAAAAGGGUUCAGCGGUCAGAGGAUAAACUGGGGAAGGUGGGACUCUUAUCUUCCCGAUCUUGUUUGUCGAUGCGCUACGGCUGCAGCCAACAAGGGUUAUUCUUUCUUUGGGAUUCAGUUUUACGGAGAGUGCUGGAGUAGCGCAGACGCAGCCCAGCGGCUCAACAUUUACGGUGUAAGCAACAAAUGUGUUGAUACGGAUUACAAGGCCGGAUGUGACAAAGUCAAUGACAAACCUUGCGCUGGAGUGGCUCAUGUGAACUUUGUUUAUCAGAUAGUUUCAGGAGAUAAUCCGAACGGGAGCGGUGGUGGGCCACCAAUAAACCCAGACGAGUACUGACGCUUAAAUGUUCGACGAGGCUGAAGAUACAAACCGCGAUGUUCGGAAACAUUGACAUUGUUCUCCUUUAAUUUUCUGUGUUUGGGAGAUAAAUGAACAGCAGACCAUCAUGCAAAUGAGCAAAAGUUAUAUCAGGUCGCAAAAUAAACUUCAGCUAGUGCACCGUAUUUCUUGAAAUAAAUAGCAUCAUGUUAUCAGUACGAUUUUUCAUUAAAAUUCACACUGUAAAAAAUGAGGACAUCAUUUGCUCGU